Molecule: messenger RNA, 1260 nt
Organism: Octopus bimaculoides (California two-spot octopus)
Lineage: Eukaryota; Metazoa; Mollusca; Cephalopoda; Octopoda; Octopodidae
Product: centromere protein V
Molecular function (GO): carbon-sulfur lyase activity
Source: RefSeq, a predicted model, not a curated record
AUGUCUGUCAUGUGUUGUACUUGAAAUAAAUAAGCUACAUCAUGGUCCUUCAAGAAUUAUUAGAGAUCAAAGACCUUACAUUGAUUAUUCGAGCGCUCUUAGAUAACAGCUGCUCUUUGUACAGUCUUGGCGAAUCUUAUGGUUUGUUAUAAACGGCUGCGUGGGUUGAGUGUAAUAUGUCAUUUAUGAAAAUGGAAAUCAUUAAAAAAGCAUACUUUGGUGGCUGUCACUGUGGAGCGGUUCGAUUCCAAUGUUGGGCACCAGAAACAUUACUGGUUCUUGAAUGCAAUUGCAGUAUUUGCUUUGUGAAACACAAUACUCAUUUUAUUGUACAUGAAUCAAAUAUGGAAAUACUCAAGGGAGAAGAAAACUUGACCACAUAUCGAUUCAACACCAUGACAGCAAAACAUAUGUUCUGUAAAAUUUGCGGAGUACAGAGUUUCUAUGUGCCUCGUUCAAACCAAGAUUCUUACGGCAUCAAUCCUCGCUGUUUGGAUUCUUAUGAGUCUUUAUCAAUGACAACUGAAUAUUUUGAUGGCAGACAUUGGGAAACGUCCUUUACCGAGAAGGCCCCACAGUCAUUUAAGUAACAAACUAUGCUUACCUAACCUUUAAGCUUUCAGAUUAUUGUCAAAUGUAAUGCUUAUUUAUCCACAUUUAUUUUGAAUUAAUUAUGUAUUAUCUUUUAAGAUAAGAUUUUGAUGAUCUGAUUGUAUAUUUCUAGAAUGACAUUGUAGGGUAGGUGUGAGAGGCUAGAUGUGGCCAGUUAAACCCUUUAGCAUUCAGAUUACUCUGUCAAAUGCAAUGCUUAUUUAUUCACUUUGCUUUGAACUAAUCACGCAUUAUCUUGUAGCUUGGAGAUUUCAACGAUGUGACUGCUUAUUUUUAAAAUGACAUUGUAGGGUAGGGAUGAGAGGCCAGAUAUGGCCAGUAAAAACCUUUUAACAUUUAGAUUAUUGUAUCAAAUGUAAUGGUUAUUUAUUCAGUUCAUUUUGAAUUAUUCAUGCAAUAUCUUGUGGCUUGAAGAUUUCAAAGGAUGUGAUUGUAUAUUUCUAGAAUGACAUUGUAGGAUGGUGAGAAGCUUAACCUAAAACAUGUAGAAUAUUUGGGCUGGAUAUGGCCAGAUUAAAUACUAAAGAGUUAAGCUCUUAUCGAAAUAACUUUUGCUGAUUUGAGAAAAAUAUGUUUGGAAACAUAUCCUUUAUACAGAAACUGUUCAGAUAAAAACAAUAUAUAUAUAUAUAUAUAUAUAUAUAUAUA